Mesorhabditis belari is the source of this 786-nucleotide messenger RNA. The record is from the annotation of a GenBank genome assembly. NCBI's taxonomy places the organism in Eukaryota, Metazoa, Nematoda, Chromadorea, Rhabditida, Rhabditidae.
AUGCUCGGACUUGGCACAACGCUUCGACCAGCUUUCGCCUUUGGACGACAAAUCGCUCAACUAUCAACACAUCAUGAGAAGAUGUUGAUCGUUCAGCGAGUCGGUGCCAAGCAAAACGUGGGAUUAAUCAAACUGAAUCGACCGAAAGCGCACAACGCUCUUUGCACGCCACUUAUGAAAGAGAUGCAAACGGCUGUCAAAGAGUUCGAAGAAGACGACAAAAUUGGAGCCAUUGUGAUCACUGGAAGCGAAAAAAUUUUUGCGGCAGGGGCUGAUAUCAAAGAAAUGGUAGUAAAAGAUUUUGCGACAAUUUACACGGGAAAGGAUCAUUUCCUUGAUGAGUGGAAGACAAUCGCCGAAUGCAAGAAGCCGAUCAUUGCAGCUGUUAAUGGGUUUUGUCUUGGUGGUGGCUGUGAAUUGGAGGUUCCCGGUGCUGGAGGGAGUCAAAGAUUAACGCACGCUGUCGGGAAAUCUCUUGCGAUGGAAAUGGUACUCACGGGAAAUCGCAUUGAUGCAGAAACGGCAUUGAGAGCUGGUCUUGUUUCAAAGGUAUACCCAGCAAAGGAGGUUCUUGCCAAAGCGAUCGAACUUGGCGAAAAGAUUGGCGAACAAUCACCGUUGAUUGUGCAAAUGUGCAAAGAAGCUGUGAAUAGUGCCUACGAGUUGACGCUGAAAGAAGGACUUCACUUUGAAAGACGUUUAUUCCAUGCCACUUUUUCUACGCAUGAUCGAAAGGAGGGAAUGAGUGCUUUCGUCGAAAAACGAAAACCAAAGUGGACCUCGGCU